GUCAACAUGACUAGAAAAGAUGGGAUCCCCCGCCGUUCCCAAUUUUGAUCCCCAACAGUAAGCAUGUCGUCUGCUGUCAUGAUUGUCGCCGCAGCGGUUUCAGUCCCAUUUAUCGCCAUUCUCCUGCACAAGGCGAGAAAGCACAGGAAACCGUACCGUAAAAAAGUAAUAUCCAUUUUCACAAGGUUCCCUAGCCCUGGGGUAACGAAGACCCGCCUCAUACCGUGCUUGGGUGAAGAGGGCGCGUCUUAUGCUCAACGCAGAAUGACAGAACACAUCUUGGAGCGAAUGAAAAAAUACUGCAGACAUCAUGAAGACACUGACAUAGCUGUUUGGUACAAUGGUUCCACUGAGGACAAUAUGCGAUACUGGCUGAUCCCCAAAUCAGGGGGAGAUAACUUCAUGUACUUCUUCCAACAGCCACCAGGUGGCCUCGGAGAAAAGUUAAGGGAAGCAACUUUGUCUGGGUUUAGAGGAAACAGAGAGUAUGUAGUAAUAAUAGGUUCCGACAUACCAGGGCUUGAACCUGGGGUGAUGGAGGAAGCGUUUGAUGCCCUGAGGGGUGGGACUGAGAUGGUGCUGGGUCAGGCAGAGGAUGGGGGGUACUUCCUGGUGGGCUUCUCCAAGGCUGCUGUCCACAAGAUAGGUGGUGUUUUUGAUGGGAUUGACUGGGGAACAGAGAAAGUGUUCCAACAGCAGUGUGCUAAAGCCAAGGAACUGGACAUCAAUCUCAAGAUUCUGAACACAAAACUGUCUGAUGUGGACACGGAGGAAGAUUUGUCAGUGUUAGAGGGGGCCCUACAGAUUCAUCGCCAGAGUUUGACGGACAGGAAGUGGAGUGUGAUAGUCCCGACAAUGAAUGAGGAGGAAAACAUCAUCAGAACACUGCAGACGGUCUGCCAGAACUGUAGCAGUGAGGCCAGAAUACAGGAAAUAAUUGUGUGUGAUGGUGGCAGCAAGGAUAACACAGUUCAAAAGGUCAAGGACUUUUCUCAGAGGGUCAAUGUUCCUGUCAAGGUCACUCACAGUCAGCCGGGUCGAGGAUUUCAAUUCAAACACGGAGUAGAGGGAGCCACAGGUGACUUCCUGUUGUUUCUGCACAGCGACACCCACUUGCCGUCAAACUUUGAUGUCGCUGCAGAAUCUUGCCUGAAGAGGCCAGGGAAUGUGGCGGGAUCAUUUGCGUGGAGCGUGGACACUGAUAGAAGCGAUGGUUGGUUUUUCAACCUGGAGAUGAGAAUUUUAAAAUACUUCACCAACAGGAGGAUACAGAAUCAUGAAUUGCCAUUUGGAGAUAAUGCCAUGUUUACAACCCGCCAUGUUUACGACCAGAUAGGAGGAUUCCAGGAAGUCUAUCUAUUAGAGGAUGUUCUCUUGGUAGAGGGGCUUUGGAAAGUCGGCCAUAUUGGAAUAGCAGAAGGAGAGCCUGUUAUCACGAGCGCACGUCGAUGGAGGAAGUGGGGCCUCUUUAGGAUAACUGGCCUGAACCGCCUCAUCUUGUUUGCACAUUACCUAGGUGUCUCCACAGAAACGCUGGCUCUGUGGUAUUAUGGAGACAAACUCAGAGUUGUCAUGGCAGCAAACAAAAAGGAUGCCUGAAUAAAUGUGUUGAUUCGUAUUUGACCUUACAGAAGGUCAAGGUGACAUUGUGAUGGGAAGAAUAGGUACCCUAGAACAGAUCUGGAUGAAGAGUUAGUGUUAAGUUCUAAUUCAUGAACAAAAUCUAUUGUAUGUAGACGUACUGAUAGAAUUAGCAUCCGAUACAUUGUCAGGUGUAACAAGCUUGUAUAGCAUAAACAACAUGUGUGCAUAAAUGUUUUAUAAUAACUGUUAGAUUUAUUUGACAUUUUAUCUAUUUUUUGUAUAUUUUAAUGUUUUUAUGAAUAUAUGUUUCAGAUAUACCACCAGUGCAUGUCUUAUUUUGAAUAAAAAAGAAAAACUAGUACUGUACAUGUACAUGAUUGUAUUUUUAAUAAAGAACAUUUAUAUUU
Messenger RNA from Magallana angulata, 1991 nucleotides. RefSeq lists its product as uncharacterized. Lineage: Eukaryota; Metazoa; Mollusca; Bivalvia; Ostreida; Ostreidae. The record is from RefSeq and is a predicted model, not a curated record. The transcript is spliced from 11 exons. Bases 64 to 1599 code for a protein of 511 amino acids.